This is a messenger RNA of Heterotrigona itama, 1315 nucleotides long. The record is from the annotation of a GenBank genome assembly. NCBI's taxonomy places the organism in Eukaryota, Metazoa, Arthropoda, Insecta, Hymenoptera, Apidae.
AUGGAUGUUGUUACUACAAGUUUAGAAGCCCUGAUACGUAAGUUGAAACUCGAUAUGUUCAUUUGUAAAUUCAUCCGUCUAUAAAUAUUUAUAAUCAAGAAAAUUUUGUCCAUUUUAGUUAGGCUGUUGAAUAUAUUUUCCUUUUCUUUUUGUAGAAAGGGUAACAAAUCCACAAAAUCAAAACCCUGAUAUAGCUGCGACUGAAGCGUUCUGUGUGAUGCUUAUCAAAGAAUCAGAAGGUAUUCAAAUCGGCACUAAAUUAUUAGCAUUACGUAUUCAAUCAUCUAAUGAGACUGAAGCACUUCAAGCUCUUGCUUUAUUGGAUACAUGUAUGAGAAGAUGUGGGUCAUCUUUUCAUGCAGAAGUGGGUAAAUUUCGUUUUUUAAAUGAAAUGAUUCGUCUAGUUUCGCCAAAGUAUUUAGGUGACAAAACACCAGCCAUGGUGCGUCAAAAGGUAUUACAAUUGUUACAUACAUGGACAAGAGAAUAUCCAAAGGAAUUAAAAAUUAAAGAAGCUUAUGAAAUGUUAAGGAAACAGGGUAUAGAGGAUAAUUCCAUGUCUCUAAAUAAUACCCAAGAUGAGGGAUUGAAAACUUUGAAAGCUAAAAGUACAAUAUUUGACGAUGAAGAGAAAUCCAAGUUAUUGCAAAAAUUAUUACGAAGUAAAAAUCCUGAUGACUUGCAAGCUGCAAAUAGAUUAAUUAAAACUAUGGUGAGAGAGGAUGAAAGAAGAGUACAAUUAAACUCGCGUAGGAUAAUGGAGUUGGAAUCUGUUCAUAAUAAUGCAAAGUUAUUAUCAGAAAUGUUAGAUUCAUAUAAUUGUAAUGAAACUAGUACGGAAGAUCUUGAAUUAAUGAAAGAGUUAUAUCAAGCUUGUGAACGAUUAAAACCCACUGUGCUUAGAUUAGCGAAUGAAACUUAUCAAGAUAAUGAAGGAAUGCUUGGUGAUGUACUUGCUGCAAGUGAUGAAUUGGAACAAGUAUUUGAGAAGUAUACUGCUGUGACAGUCCAUGGUAAAUGUGUAAAGCCUAAAGCGGACUCAAAGCCUAAAACAGACUCCGACAAUAGUCCGUAUUUAUUAGAUUUAUCUUCUCCAACGGAGAAUAUUUCUCUUGAAAGCGAUGGUGUAAAUGCAAGUUACAAUGCAAUGAUGACAAAUCAUCAAUCAGAUAUGGAAGUUUUAGGAGAUAUCUUCAGUUCAUUAGGAAAGUCCGAAAAGUCCAAAAUUUCUUCAGUUUCUGACGCAAAUCUCUUAAUGACUGAUUCAGUUAUGCAGCCACUCAAUGUUUUACCUAAAAAUAAAAAAGGUCCGUGA